Messenger RNA from Tripterygium wilfordii, 1905 nucleotides. RefSeq names its product phenolic glucoside malonyltransferase 1-like. Lineage: Eukaryota; Viridiplantae; Streptophyta; Magnoliopsida; Celastrales; Celastraceae. Bases 188 to 1585 code for a protein of 465 amino acids. The transcript has a single exon. The record is from RefSeq and is a predicted model, not a curated record.
AUUUGGUAUCCAUAUCAUUGUUAAUAAAUGAACAUAUCUUCUGUCAUUUUCCCUUUAUUCUGGCAAAACAACGUGUCUCAGGUGUAAAAAAAAAAAAAAAAACCCCAUUGAUGCAUAACACAACCAUCAUCCAUUGAAGAUAAGAAGAUAUCCCAUCUAUGAAGUGGUGGAGGUGUGUCCAAUUGUAAUGGCGUUAUCUAUGAAGCCAGUAAAAGUGGUGGAGGUGUGUCAAAUUGCGCCCUCACGCGAGUCAGCCACCGAGUUAACCCUCCCACUCACUUACUUCGACCUAAUUUGGCUCAAAUUCCACCCAGGUGAGCGCAUCUACUUCUAUCAACUCAAUGAGUCAACCCCCAAUUUCUACCGAGUCAUCCUUCCAGGACUCAAACACUCUCUUUCCCUCACUCUCCUCCACUUCCUCCCUCUCGCCGGCCGCCUCACGUGGCCCUCACAUGCCCCCAAGCCCACCAUCCUCUACAGCCCCGACGACACCGUUUCACUCACUGUAGCCGAAUCGAAGGCCGACUUCAACUGUUUAUCCAGCAAUCAAAUCCUUGAAACCGCCGAGCUGAGUCCGUACGUUCCCGAAUUGGCCGUUUCGGACUCAACAUCACCCGCAAUGGCUAUCCAAAUAACAUUGUUCCCUAAUUCCGGCUACACUGUCGGCUACUCCAUGAACCAUGUCAUCCUUGACGGCAAGAGCACAACCAUGUUCAUGAAAUCUUGGGCGCUUAUCUGCAAACAAAACCAAUCACAUCUACCCAAAGCACUAACACCGAUUUUUGAUCGGACGGUGAUCGAAGAUCCAGAGGGAAUUGACAUGGCGUACUUGAAUCACUGGAUAAAGAUGACGAAUGAGUUGAAUCCAGAAGCAGAUCCUCGCAGCCUCAAGCCAAUUCUGGGCAAGUUAUUCACAGAAUCGAAACUAGUUCGCGCUACAUUUCUGGUUACUCGUGAAGAUAUAAAGAAGCUCAGGAAUCGGGUCUUUAGUGGAAUUGACGAACCAAACUCUGUUCGGCUAUCAAGUUUUGUGCUCACAUAUGCGUACACAAUUGUUUGUAUGGUCAGAUCGAGAGUCGACGAGAGUGUUAACAAGGUUCGGAUUUAUUUAACAUCCGAUUGGAGGGUUCGAUUGGGGGCGAUACCAGCAAAUUACUUCGGGAAUUGUGUUUACAGUUACAAUGCAGUGGUGGAAGCAAAUGAUGUUAAGAGUGAAAAUGGGUUGAUAUUUUUGGUGAAGAAGCUUAGUGAGUUAAUCAAGAAGGUUGACAAUGGUAAUCUUGAAGGAGCAAAAGAGUUGUUUGAAAAAUUGGAGGCUGUAGAUCCGGGAACAUUCGAUAUCAGUGUUGCUGGGUCGCCGCUGUUUGAGCUCUAUAAGGUGGAUUUCGGUUGGGGAAGGCCUAAGAAGGUGGAGUUUAUAUCGAUAGACGACAGAAUUGGAGGCAUGUCGGUGGAGAGGAGCAUAGAUGGAGGAAUUGAGGUUGGGAUGGUGUUGGAGAAGCAUGAGAUGGAGGUCUUUGAUUCUCUGUUUGUUAAUGGACUCAAAGAUCUCUGGUUUGUUAAUGGAAGCAAAGAUCCUCUAUGAUGUUAAGCUUGUUUAGUGUUGAUCCCGUCUUCUUAAGGGUUCUCUGGUAGUCUUGAAGCUUUUCGUUCCUUCUUCUUUAGUGUUGAUGUUUCUUAGGCCUGGAUUGUCUUUGACCAGCGUCCAUCAACGUAUGGGCCUGCUUGCAUUGGGUCAUCUUAGUUUGGGCCUCACUUAUUCAUUCAUGAAAGUCGUUCUGGACUAACUUUCUCAAGGCCCAAUCUUUGGCCUAACAACCCCUAUGCAUACAUUAGAUUUUUAUGGAUUCAAAAUCAAUUGUAUUAAUCAGUAUUAUUAAAUACUAACAAGUGAUCGUUCGAUUG